Leptonychotes weddellii (Weddell seal) is the source of this 3186-nucleotide messenger RNA. RefSeq lists its product as uncharacterized. Gene Ontology annotation, molecular function: DNA-binding transcription factor activity, RNA polymerase II-specific; RNA polymerase II cis-regulatory region sequence-specific DNA binding. The record is from RefSeq and is a predicted model, not a curated record. NCBI's taxonomy places the organism in Eukaryota, Metazoa, Chordata, Mammalia, Carnivora, Phocidae. Gene Ontology annotation, cellular component: PcG protein complex; transcription regulator complex; chromatin. Gene Ontology annotation, biological process: regulation of transcription by RNA polymerase II.
AGCGGAAGUGGUCCUCGAAAGGUUUUUUUUCGCCGCUAAUGUCAGGAGUUUCUCCGCAUUUUAAUUCCGAGGGGUCUCUGAGGUUUUUUGGUGUCUCUGGGGAGCUCCUGGGUUAGAUCUUCCAGACUUCAGCCUGCCUUUCUCCAGCAGCUCUGCUUGAGUUUACAGAUGUCUACAAAGCUUUAGGCUCCUGAGAGAAUAAAGUUUGAGACCUACCCUGAUCAUGUCAGCUAAUCGGACCUCUCCCCAGAAAUCCCUGGUCCAGGUUCCAGAGGAAUGUGAUAAUUCAUACGAGGGAUCGGUGUCCUUCAGGGAUGUGGCUGUAGAUUUCAGCAGAGAUGAGUGGCAGCAUCUAGACCUUGCUCAGAGAAACCUGUACCGGGAUGUGAUGCUGGAGACCUACAGUCACCUGCUCUCUGUAGGGUAUGAAGUUCCCCAACCAGAAGUUUUCAUGUUGGAGCAAGGAAAGGAGCCAUGGGCAUUGCAGGGUGAGAGCCCACAUCAGAGCUGUCCAGAAGAAUUGUGGCAGAUGGGUGACCAGAUAGAGAGCUAUCAGCAAAGAGAAAACAAAUCUUUAAGAGAUGUUGCUUUCAUCAAGAAAAUUUUGACUACAAAGGAUUAUGAAUAUAAGGACAUUAGAAAAAUAAUUCAUGUGAGCCAAAACAUUCUUUCACCAAAAAGACCCCAUCAAUGUGACUCAUUUGGAAAUGCUUUGAAGCAUAAUUUAGAUUUACACAGUUAUUAUAGAAACAGUGCAUCAAAGAACAUUAAUAAGAUUAUUGAAGAUAGUAAAAUUUCUUCCUGUACUGACCCUGAGUGUUCUCCAACAGGAGAGAAGUUAUGGGACCAUAAUCAAUGUGGAAAAAUCCUCAGCUAUAAACAAGCACCCUCUCAACAUCAGAAAAUUCAUACUGGGGAAAAAUCUUAUGAAUGUGCUGAAUUUGGAAAGAUCUUCACCCAGAAGUCACAGCUCAGGGUACAUCUGAAAGUUCAUACAGGAGAAAAACUUUAUGUGUGCAUCGACUGUGGGAAGGCUUUUGUAAAGAAGCCAGAAUUCAUUACACAUCAGAGAACCCAUACUAGAGAGAAGCCCUAUAAAUGCAGUGAAUGUGGAAAAGCUUUCUUCCAAGUAUCUUCUCUCUUAAGGCACCAGAGAAUUCAUACUGGAGAAAAACUUUAUGAAUGCAGUGAAUGUGGAAAAGGAUUCUCUUAUAACUCCGAUCUCAGUAUACAUCAAAAAAUUCAUACUGGAGAGAGACACCAUGAAUGCAGUGAUUGUGGCAAAGCAUUUACACAAAAGUCCACACUCAAGAUGCAUCAGAAGAUUCAUACAGGUGAGCGAUCCUAUAUAUGUAUCGAAUGUGGACAGGCCUUCAUCCAGAAGACACACUUGAUUGCACACCGAAGAAUUCAUACUGGAGAAAAACCAUAUGAAUGCAAUAACUGUGGGAAGUCCUUCAUUUCUAAGUCACAACUCCAGGUACAUCAACGAAUUCACACAAGAAUGAAACCCUUUAUAUAUACUGAAUAUGGGAAGAUGUUUAAUAAUAGUUCCAACCUUAUUACACAUAAGAAAGUUCAAAUUAGAGAGAAAUCUUCCAUAUGUACUGAAUGUGGUAAGGCCUUUACAUACAGGUCAGAACUGAUUAUACAUCAGAGAAUUCACACUGGGGAAAAACCUUAUGAAUGCAGUGAUUGUGGAAAAGCCUUUACUCAGAAGUCAGCACUCACAGUGCACCAGAGAAUUCAUACAGGAGAAAAAUCAUAUGUAUGCAUGAAAUGUGGACUAGCCUUCAUCCAGAAGGCUCACUUGAUUGCACAUCAGAUAAUUCACACAGGAGAGAAACCUUAUAAAUGUGGCCACUGUGGGAAAUCCUUUACUUCCAAGUCACAACUCCAUGUACAUAAACGAAUUCACACAGGAGAGAAACCUUAUAUGUGCACUAAAUGUGGGAAGGCAUUCACCAACAGGUCAAAUCUUAUUACACAUCAGAAAACUCAUACAGGAGAGAAAUCUUAUAUAUGUCCCAAAUGUGGAAAGGCCUUCACACAAAGGUCAGAUUUGAUUACGCAUCAGAGAAUUCAUACUGGAGAGAAACCUUAUGAAUGUGGUACCUGUGGAAAAGCCUUUACCCAAAAGUCACACCUCAAUAUACACCAGAAAAUUCAUACGGGAGAAAGACAGUAUGAAUGCCAUGAAUGUGGGAAAGCCUUUAACCAGAAGUCAAUACUCAUUGUGCAUCAGAAAAUUCAUACAGGAGAGAAACCUUAUGUAUGCAGUGAGUGUGGAAGAGCUUUCAUCCGGAAAUCAAACUUCAUUACUCAUCAGAGAAUUCAUACUGGAGAGAAACCUUAUGAAUGCAGUGAUUGUGGGAAAUCCUUCACCUCCAAAUCUCAGCUCCUCGUGCAUCAGCCAAUUCACACAGGAGAAAAACCAUAUGUGUGCGCUGUGUGUGGGAAAGCCUUUAGUGGCAGGUCAAAUCUCAGUAAACACCAGAAAACUCAUACUGGAGAAAAGCCCUACAUCUGUUCUGAAUGUGGGAAGACCUUCAGACAGAAGUCAGAGUUGAUUAUACAUCAUAGAAUUCACACUGGAGAGAAACCUUAUGAAUGCAAUGACUGUGGCAAAUCUUUCACUAAGAAAUCACAACUCCAAGUGCAUCAGCGAAUUCACACAGGAGAAAAGCCUUAUGUAUGUGCUGAGUGUGGGAAGGCUUUCACAGAUAGGUCAAAUUUGAAUAAACACCAGACAACACACACUGGAGACAAACCUUAUAAGUGUGUAGUCUGUGGGAAAGGCUUCGUCCAGAAAUCUGUGCUCAAUGUCCAUCAGAGUAUUCACACUUGAGAGGAAUGAUAUGAGAAAACCUCAGUGAGAUCAGGUCUGAUUUUACAUCAUUGAAUUUGUUCAGAAAAAUAUGCAUAUUAUCAUAAGUAGAAAUACCCCAUCAAAAUGUCACACAUUACUGUACAGAAAAGAGCCUUGAAUGAAGGGGGCCCUUCCCACAUUGUCACUGCCUUCAUUAAGCCUUGAGGCAUUCAUACUGGAAGAAAAAGUAAUUUUGUCAAUUUGACCGAUUAGAAGAAGGCUUCUCACAAAAAAUAUGAUGGAACAGGGACGCCUGGGUGGUACUGUCGGUUGAGCAUCCAGUUCUUGACCUCGGCUCAGGUCUUGAUCUCAUGGUU